ACUGUUGUUAUUUUGAGAGACAAAAUAAAGUUCCGAAAAUUGUAUAUCUAUGCUAAUAUAAAAAAUAUAAUAUUAGAAAAAUGAGUUUGGCCAGCAUAAAACAAAAGGAAAUUAAAGGAAAGAAAAAGGUACUGCCCAAAUUACGCACAAUUUUGGCCAAUCCCUAUAAACAAUACAGCCCUGUUUUGUCUGACGAGGAAGUUAAAGAGUUUAAGCAGAUCUUCCAAAAGGCCAUAAUAAGCAAAGAAAAAACAGCCAAAUCCUUUGCCUCUCGGUUUGGCAUACAUCUUGGCCUGGAGAGCUCCCUGAGAGCCAUAAAUUCCCAGCGUUUCUCAUGCUUACUGGUUUCUUCGAGCCUACGUCCAACACACCUCAUUCGCUUAAUAACCACCAGUGCAUCCGCAAAGGUGCCCACAGCUCCUAUCUACGCACAAUCUAAACUGGAGGAACUUACUCAGGAACUUUUUGGAGUAAGAGCAAUUUCCCUGGCAUUACCUUUGGAUUUGGGAGCUAUAAGUAACGAUUUAAUGCAGUGGGUUACUUCCCGAAAUAGAACACCUCCGCCUAUUAAGAAAAGAGUCCCUAUAGUCUACAAGAAGUCCAAGAAAAAAACAUUAUUAAUCCCUCCAAUUCAAGAGGAAAAGAAGCUGACCGUUCCCGCUCCUGCGGAAAAAAAGGACUGGGGAGAUGACUUCGUUUCCUUCUCCUCGGAUAAGCCCUCUUAUAAGAUUGACCGGGUAGAUGAACAGGUGGAGACCCAAAAUUUAGGCAAAGCUCUUAGUAAUUUGGCCAUGAAAGGCAAAAGUAAAGAGGUAGACCUCAGGCAAAACCCAGUGGAAAAGGAGAAAUCCCCCGGCCCAGAGCCAAUGGAAGUGGUUCCAGAGGAAGAUGAAUUUCUGCCUAUAGACUUGCAAAAUUAUCGCCCCCUUACUGUCCACCAAAUACGACCUAAUCCCGACAAAAAACCAAAAAAAAGGCGAAGCAAAAAGCAAAAGCAGCUAACCAGCAAAUCAUAGGGGUGGUUGGCAACUCGGCCGCAUCAGCUGUAAUUUUUAGGUUAUAUUAGUCGGUUUGUUAUCGUAAUUUUUAAGACCACCGCACACA
Messenger RNA from Drosophila ficusphila, 1104 nucleotides. RefSeq lists its product as uncharacterized. The record is from RefSeq and is a predicted model, not a curated record. The transcript is spliced from 2 exons. NCBI's taxonomy places the organism in Eukaryota, Metazoa, Arthropoda, Insecta, Diptera, Drosophilidae. The coding region runs from base 81 to 1016 and encodes 311 amino acids.